UACUUUGAUAUCCUCUUGGGCAUAGUCGCAGAGGAUAUCGAAAUACGUGUACCAUGCGGUAUUUAUAUCCAGAGAGUGUCGCAUUCCUUUCGCCAUGGAUACUACCAAGCUUCCUGGGUAACUCGUCGCAGAGCAUCUCAGAUUUCUACAUGCUUGACAUCCUUCCGAUGGCAGCUCGAGCCCUCCAUUUUGUUUGCCUCGCGGGCAUUGCCACUGCCCUCGUUGGAAGGAGUCCCCUUACCUUGGUCCGCACCAUUAAUAGCUUAGAUCAAGUCUUUCAACUCGGCAACAACAGCUACUUGGCAACGCCCGUCUCACCAUUCGCUCUAGCAGCCGCCAAUCCCGAGACGACCACUGCUCCGGCAACUCAUAUCGUCGGGAAUACCCCUAUCAUCACUGGGCAGUAUCUCCAAGAAACGAUUGCUGGCUACCUCGCCGAAGAUGAUGUAUUCUCGAAGGACUUCCUUGAGACAAUCAUCUUGAGCUCUAAUUGCUCUUCAAGACUUGACGAUGCUGCCACAGCCUUCGUGGCAUCUAUCGGGUCUCAAGUUCUCAUGCUGCCAGCUUCUUCCCAACUUGAGUCGCCUAUGCCGCCUCCCGGUCCGAUAUUUCUAGAGUCCGAUGGCAAGACGAUUACGCUCUCGAAGGUCUUCCGUCUCUACACUGACACCUACAGCGACUUUGUCCACGGAAUCUACGAAUCUAACGGAAGCUACGAGGUCCUUGGCUUGACCGAUGCUGAUUGGGGCUACCCCUUGAUUCCCGUCCCAUCCCGCCUCUAUAGCGGAGCCGGCUCUGGGCCUCUGGCCGGGAAAAGAAUUGGCGUCAAGGAUAUCUACGACAUGAAGGGACUCAAGUCUACUCUAGGAAGCAAAGCAUGGACGCAGAUGACCACCGAAGCCAACACGACCGCUCCUUCUAUCCAGCGCAUCAUUGACCUCGGCGGAACCGUGGUGGGGAAGCAGAAGACGUCACAAUUCGCGUCUGCGGCUCACGCUUGGGAGUGGACCGACUGGCUCGACUUUGCCAUCGGAUCGGACACUGGCCAGUCUAUGCGCCAACCGGCAGCGUUCUCGGGUACGUAUGGCAACCGCCCGUCGCAAGGCCUCAUGGUUUUAGACGGAGUCAUGCCUAUUUCCUACGGUGCCGACACGGGCGGUGUGUUUGCACGUGAUCCUCAAGACUGGGUGAGGUUCGCUAAGCUUUGGUAUGAUCCUUCGCUUCACCAAGAUAGCAGCCUCAAUGGGCUACCCGAGCUUGAGGUUCCGGAUUCUCGUGCGUUUCCGAAGCGGAUUCUCUAUCCCACAGAGCACCUUCCGCUACAGAACCCCGCCGCUGAAGAAGUUCUGCGGAGCUUCUUGGCUCAGGUCAACAAGGUCAUGAACUUGACGGUGUCAAAAGUCAACAUUACGGAAACAGUUGAGGCCGUUACUGGUCGGGACCUUGACGAGGUCCUGGCUGAUUUGGGUACCAUCUGGACCUACACACAGCUCAAAGUUGUGGCAACACCUCUGAUUGCUCACUACAGCCCCGAUUUCCCUUCCCUGGAUAGGCCAUUCCGAACCUCUUGGCGGAAUCUCACCCUUGACGUCAAAGGUCACACCGAAGCGCUUGACCGCAGACGCCUGGACUCCGACGCCUGGCAUCGUGAGGUCUUGUUCAAUACGACUGAAAGCUGCUCCGAGUCCAUCAUGAUCUACGACAUCGGCACGGGUGGGCUUCCCUCCUUCAGAGAGGCUGAGUUGAAUGAGUCCCCCGGCGCUGCCUUGCCUGCCGAUACUGGAACCCGAGGGGCUGCUUCUGCCCUUGCGUCUUACUUUGGAAGCGCAGACUUCACCAUCCCAAUUGGUCAGGUGCCUUACUACAGUAAUAUCACGUACCGAGAAGAAAUGAUGCCUGUGACCAUCAACAUGGUGGCCAGGAGGGGGUGCGACUUUGUCUUGUUCAACCUUGUCGAAGAGUUGACGAAGCUGGGAGUCUUGGGGCCUGUCACUACUGGUUCGCGAACUUUUGUAUGA
This is a messenger RNA of Colletotrichum scovillei, 2018 nucleotides long. RefSeq lists its product as uncharacterized. NCBI's taxonomy places the organism in Eukaryota, Fungi, Ascomycota, Sordariomycetes, Glomerellales, Glomerellaceae. Bases 54 to 2018 code for a protein of 654 amino acids. The record is from RefSeq and is a predicted model, not a curated record. The transcript is spliced from 2 exons.